This is a messenger RNA of Orbicella faveolata, 3019 nucleotides long. RefSeq names its product radial spoke head 1 homolog. The record is from RefSeq and is a predicted model, not a curated record. Gene Ontology annotation, biological process: axoneme assembly; spermatid development. Lineage: Eukaryota; Metazoa; Cnidaria; Anthozoa; Scleractinia; Merulinidae. Gene Ontology annotation, cellular component: motile cilium; nucleus.
AAAUUCAACUUUUUACCUUAGAAACGAACAUAAACAGACAGUUAUACGGCUCGGUUUAGAUCUCAACGUCCCGGAAAGGAGUUCGUGAAAGCAGCUUAGAAAUGUCCUCCGAUGAAGAAAGUGUUGAGGACGAGGGAGCACCUUAUCUUGGGGAAUACGAAGGAGACAGAAAUGAAGACGAGGAGCGGCAUGGUAGUGGCAAAGCUAAAUUGCCGAAUGGUGAUAUAUAUGAGGGAGAAUAUUCACGUGGAAAGCGGCAUGGACAAGGAACUUACAAGUUUCAAAGCGGAGGAAAGUAUACCGGAAGUUACAUCAAUGGGAUAAAACACGGCGAAGGGGCAUUUUUCUACCCCGAUGGCUCCAAAUACGAAGGGUACUGGUUAAACGACGUCCGUCAUGGCCGUGGAAAAUACACCUACCCGAAUGGGGACAUUUACGAGGGGGAAUGGGCCGACAACCAACGCCACGGCCAAGGGGUGUACAGCUAUGCGGCCACCGGGUCUAAAUACAGGGGGAUGUGGGUGCAGGGGAAAAUGGAGGAGGCCGGAGAGCUCAUUCACGCCAAUCACCGUUAUGUGGGAGGUUUUCAGCAAGAUAAACCCAAAGGAAAGGGCAAAUAUGUGUUUGAUAACGGAUGCGAGAUGCUAGGAAGGUAUGAGCUGGUAGAAGUUGUAAUAGAGCCUGAAACAGAAGAGGAGGAUUCCGUGAUUGUGGUGGAACCGAAGUGGAAGAUAGAGGAACUGGUAUCGCUGGAAUAAGUUCAGAACUAAAAGCACGUUUUAUAUGACCUUUCAUGAAAAUAUGACAAGAGCUCUUUUAUCAGUGUCAUUUUCGCAGUCUUAAUCUUUUCACUCCCAAGAGUUCAUUUUAAAAAAUUAGAAAAAUUUGUUGCAACUUAAAAAAAAACAAACAAUGGCCACACGAACGUACCGCUUAACAGCUUUCAUUUAGAUUGUUGUAAUACAAACUAGAGUUUCAAGUACAGACGUAAAAGUUAGAACCGCCUUGUAUACAGGAUAAUAAACAGUACCACAUGAAAGUACUGCUCAAAAGCUUUCAUUUGAAUUGAAUAGUCACACACUGUGUUUUUUUAGGAUCACCUUUUAACAGCCUUUACGGCAUAACAAACAGUACCUCAUGCCAGAAUUGUUCAGUAGAUUUAAUUCGUAUGCUCAAAAGCUGCGGCAUCAUACUCAGACUUAAUGAAAGCACACCAUCUAGAUUUACUACAGAAAUAUGAAACUGUUCUUAUCAGGAAUGAUCACACCACACUGUUUAUUUACGACUGGCGAUGAAACGUGAAAUCUCCUUACUCUGUACAAUACAUUUCAUUCAAAUUUAGUUCUGAGAAUUUCUUAGUUCACUAGAUCACGACAAUAUCGGUAGCUGAAUAAAGUACUUUUUAAUUCUUAAUCUUACUUUCUUAGUUAAACCCGGAUUAUUAGUAGCGCUUGCCAAUUUUCCUGAAGCCAUAUUUGUUUAAACAUGUACAUGGGCAGUGCCUCUUCUGGGUCGACACAUUAGACGUACUGACGAAGGGUUACAAGACAUAUAAUCAUAAAAUAUAACAUACAGACGAAACUAAAUGACUGAUUUAUUAAAAUACGAGGGAGUGUAUACACAAGUUGUUGCGUGUAGUAUCGCUGGAAUACGUCUCGACCUAAAUUUACACUUUUACCACUUAACUCAAUUUACUGCCAAAGAAAUGUCAUUCUUUCGUAAACGUUAACUGACAUUGGAAAGUUUAGUUACAUUAUCUGCCAGCUUAGUUCAUAUUAUCAUGUUAUUUUUACAACGAGAUAUUUUAAGGGAUCAGCUAUAUGAUAUAAAUUAAGUUGACACUCAGGUAUCCAGCUAAGCACGGCCCUUAGACUAAAUAUGCAUGUGGUCCUAAUUAGCGGGAGUACAUUGUCUGUUCAAAUGAAAAACAAAUAUUUUAAUUAACGAUCAAAUAAAGUCAACAAAGUUCAACAAAGUAUUGUUCAAUAAUUACAGAAGUUUUCAUCGCCGUCUGACUCGUCUGUGCGAGUUCCAUUCCAGUUUAAGUACCUAUUCUUAACUGAUGUUUCAAACUCGUAAAAAAAUGCGCCAUGAUACAAAACUAUUCGAACAGUGUGCUCAGCUAGUAUUUUAUACUAAGUUACGACAUCGCUAAACGUGGGAGAUUUCUCUUAUCUGACGACUAUCAUCAGAGUUUUCAGCGUAAAAGUAUUUUACUUUCCCUUCAGACAUUGUAAAGCGUGUUGUGUACAUUUUUCCAUCCAGGUCAAGGGUGAUGAGUUGUGCGGCAAAGCCAGUGGAAUUUUCUUCGGCUUCGUCCUCAAUUUUACCUUGUUGUGUUUCUUGGUGUACCCGUUUGCAGCCAAGAGCUAUCGCCAAUAUAGCUCCCGAACAGAAUGUAGCGAUGCCCGUAAUAAUAAACUUGUUAGCUCCUUCGCCUUGAGUUGCACCCACCACAAUCAACAAAACUCCCAGACUCAUUAGAGUUACGUAAACUGCGCCGAGGACUUUGUACCAAACAGAGACUUCUUGGUCCUUCUGUCGAGUCCAGGGACAAAACAGCUGAUAAGGGGAUUCUGGAUAUCGAUCAAAUGGGGCUUUAGUGAGGUCCAUUUUGUUUUAAGGUGAACUGCAGUAACUGGCACAGAUAAAGUGCUGAAGUCGUCCCGCUCUGGCUGUACUGAAAUAAGAGUGUUUGUUCGGCUAGAGGUUCGCGUUUGUGCAGAAUCUUGGCAAAAAAUCAGGUCACCGCUUGUUGAAUCAUAUAAUGCCGUGGAAAUUGAUUCUAGCCUGCUCUUUAGUUCAAAUAACAGCACCAGGUUAGUUCAGUUCAAAUUCGCUUGGGCUUGUAAAAAAAUAGUUGGAAAUACUGAACGCGACUAUCCUAUUUUGUUCUGUCAGGGACAACACUGCCCUUAGCAUCCGGCGUAACUACAACAGCACUGUUCGGCUUAGCGGUGGACCAUUCGACUUUUGAGGGGGAGCUAGUAGGUAAUUUGGUAUAGGCAAGAGUUUUCUU